Messenger RNA from Caenorhabditis auriculariae, 3719 nucleotides. The record is from the annotation of a GenBank genome assembly. NCBI's taxonomy places the organism in Eukaryota, Metazoa, Nematoda, Chromadorea, Rhabditida, Rhabditidae.
AUGGAGAAUGACGUAGAGUCGGGAGGAUUCUGCGGCGACCCUGGCGAACCAACCAACAUUUUCAGCCUUCCGCCGGAGCUUUUGCAGAGCAUUUUCUUGCAAAUCCCAGCGCGAGAAUUAGUUCAAAGUGUUUUGUUUUCAACCAAAUUUAUCUGAAGAAACUUUAUUUUCCAGGUGUCUCUCACCUGCCGAGCUUUUGCAGACAUUUUGAGGGACAACAAAUACUGGAUCACGAGAAUCAGGGUACCGUCUGUUCCCAAGGAAUCUAUUAUAAAAGGAAUUUCAGUCGAGUGGAGACCGGGUAGUUCUGGCCUCGAGUGAAAUCGAAGAAGAAGGAUUUUGUCCGUCGUGGAUUUACGAUAGAAUUGCGGCGGAGAAAAAGCGAUGGAAAUGUUGGUUCACUCAAAAAAGGUGAGGGAAAAAUCGUUUUUUGUUUUUCUAAAGGUCGAUAGUUUGAUAUUUUAGUUGAAAUAUGUACAAAGAUCCUUAGAUUUUUCAAAGGAAAAAAUAUAUAUAUCAAUAGAUUAGAUACUUUAGAGGUGAAAUGAGAGCUCAAAAAACAUAUUCGAAUAAUUUUUUUCAAUCGAUUUUCACAUUUUCAUUCUUUGAGGUACGUCGCAAAUGGCCAUGUAUCGACGGUAGACGGUCUGAAGUUGUUCCAAGCGCCUUCUGGAAAAUCUUUUUGUAUAUCGGGUAGCCGAGAUCGUUCGAUUCGCGUCUGGGACAUCGAAAAUGUCAUGGUAGCGCUUAUUAAUCUUGUUCUGGUAGAAUUUGUUCUUUUAAAGAGAGAAGAGGAUUCGGAGACGAAUCGAUGGAGCACCAUCAAUAAGGAAAAUGCACAUUCGGUAGAAAGAAAACUUCGAGAAUCCGGGAUUCGAUUGGAGGGUUCAGGGUUGGAUUUGGAACAUUGCCAUGUGUCCGUCGACAGACGAAGAUUCGUCAUCGACUUCUUUUCUUUCCUGCUCCUGGGACUCUCUCAUCAAAAAAUGGAGCAUCACUGAAUCCUCAAUUACUGUCAGUUUCCCGUUUUUAAGUUCAAGAAGCUCAAAAAUCUCGAAAUGGAUCGCACAAACGUGGCAUAAGCUUCCAGGCUUUUCUGCCUCGAAAAUACUUUCCUGUAAACUUUGCGGUUGUGUUUCGAAGUUUUUAGUGGAAAAAAAAUUUCAGGGAAGACUUUCAUUGUCUAUUUUUAAAGAAAAUUCUGAAGUUCCUCCUGAAAUUAUUUUUUUAUGAAUGGACUUCGUCUUGAUAAUUCAUGAUUGAAACACGUUCUUUUUUCCGGAUGUAGAUAUCAGUUUUGAGGAAGUCUUCCUGAAUCACUGAGUUCAGGAAGUGAGUGCGACGAACGUCGGUUCGGCGGCGCAAUGUGUAGUUCCGACGUCGCCUUGGGAAGCCGUGGGAUCUUCGUUCGCCAGACGCGUCGUCCUUCUCGACACACGUGUCCCCGACCACGUCGUCGGCGAACAUCAGCUCCAUCGCGGUCCUGUCUUUGGUCUCCAGACCAAGGUCUUGUCUUCGUCUCCAGGAUAGACCUCACCUGCAGUUUUCCAGGGUGAUUUCAUCUUCUCAAGUGCGCAAGACAGAACCGUGCAAUUGGUAGACCGGAGGAACAUGCGCGAAUGCGUCCAUUCCGUGGUGAUUUCAUUCAAACUAACUUUAAUACGUAUUCGAAGAGGAUGGAAAAAUCUGAUACGACUGAUGUUUGGUAGAACUCCAAAAAGGAACUAGAUUUAUGGAAACAGUCGUCUGAAAAAUGAUCAACGAGUUAUGAAAACACUCCAAAAAAAGAAUAAUAACUUUCUGAUCGGCCCAGGGAAGCAAAAUGGAUGAAUUUUUAGUCGUGGCAUUACUACUCCCAAUCGCUGUCCUACCACUGCGGGCAGCUCGUUUGCGGCACUUCUUCUGGCCAUGUCAACGUCCUCAACGCCAACGAUCUUUCUCUUCUUUCACAGUUCACGGUCUGUGUUUCAAGAUUUACAUGCUUCAAAUUUUCUUCUGAAUCUGAUGAGAAUUCAGAAAUACCUAAUUUUCAAAAGACUUACGAUACUUUUUCAGUCGUCCGGAAGGCCAGUCAGACAAGUUUUCCGUUCCCCAGGCGCUUACUACACUCUUUCACAAGUCAACCGGUUCAAUUUCAAGGUUUUUUUCUCGACUUUAAUUCAUGACUUAAUCACCAAAAUAAUUUUUUUCAUGAAUUUCGUAUGCAUUUCUAUGUUUUUAGCAUAGAAACAGCUUAAAUUUAUUUUUCUAUACAAAAAAAGCUGUAAUUGCGCAGAAAAGUACGUUUUUUUCACAGUAAUUAAAUAGGCGAAAAUAGCCGAAACCCAAGCGCUUUUUUUAACAAGCUCGGAAGGAAAAUAACGGCAUUUCAGUUUUUAAAAAAAUGCAAUUCUCAUUAGAUUUUUUUCUGAGCUUGAUGUAAAAAUUUUUUUAUUAUCUUUCCAAAAAAAUUAUUUUUUUCUAUUUUUUUCUUUAAGAUAAUAUUUUUUUGCCGCUUCUGUGUUUGUCCAGUUUUUCUUUUUUGAAAAUAGUUUCGAAAUAUAUGCUGAGAUCCCUUUCUCCCAAGAGCUUUUACGUUGUUUGGCCUUUUCUUUCGCCAAAAAAACAUGUAGAAUGUCAGAAAAUUUUCUUUCCUUCUUUUUGGAAACCCAAUUCGACUUCGGACUUUGUUAGCUUUGCUUUGGAACGAUUAUAAAAAAGACGCACUUCCAUUUGUCACGAGCAUUUUUCAAUUUUUUUUUCCUUUCUGCUUUCUUGUUCACUGGCUUCCAACCUCUUGCAAUCCAUCUUUCAUGGAAAGACCAUGUUAAAAAUUUCAAGAAACCUAUUUUUCGCUUUCAGGGUCUCUUCUUAAAGAAAAGACACGGAAUGUCGUAUAAUUAUUGUUUUAAGGUCUAUUCACCUGGCCUUCGACCCAAUCUCAUUUUAUCUUCUGACGAAUUCAACAGCGAACCUGCCAAAUUUGACUACAAGUUAGUUUCCGGUUGAUUUUCUUUGAGUUUCACUCUCAAGUGGAGGACUACUGUAGCUUUGGAAUUUUUGGGUUAUUUGAGGAAUUGGUUCGAACCGAAAAUCCAAAGGUUUCUGAUGAACGAAGGGGUUGAUGAUUUUGCGAUGGUCUUUACUUUUCUUGUCCAGGCGCGGAGACGGCUAUUUUGUCUUCUAGUUAUAUUUUGCAUUCUUCUGAUACGCCAUAUGCAUAUCAUAUGCAAAUAUCUUUUUGUUUUCUGAUUUUUGGUAUUCUUCUCGCUAUUUCUUCCGGUAACGAAGAUGGAUACUUGAAAAAAACUAAUGUGGUAGGGGUUUUUUUUGUACGUGAAAAAUUAAAUUAUUAAUUUCAAUCUAAUUUUUUUAUAUAGCAAUUUUUAUAUAUUUUUAUAAGUUCUAGGACCGACCUUAAAAAAAAAAAAUUGAAAUUUUCGCUUACUCAAUUCUCAUCAUUUUCUGCUUCACGAAGUCGCGUUAAAUGUUUCAUAGUAAACCGAAAAAAAUUUUUUUGUGAAUCAUUGAAAUUCAGCAGUUAGAGAUACCAAUAACUUCACUUUGAAGACGUUUAAUUCUAAAGUUUACACGUUAUAAUUGCCUUCAGCGACAAGAUGCAGAUUUUGGUUAUCGGCAGCGGAGAUUGCACUGUGAAGUUCUAUAUGGAAGGCGAUCCUAACGCCGUUCCAACGGAUCCUGCCGUUGCAAGAGCCUUAUACUUCCGAAAUUUCUAUUAA